This is a messenger RNA of Medicago truncatula (barrel medic), 932 nucleotides long. Its product is annotated as ubiquitin-conjugating enzyme E2-17 kDa. The record is from RefSeq and is a predicted model, not a curated record. Bases 165 to 611 code for a protein of 148 amino acids. The transcript has 5 exons. Lineage: Eukaryota; Viridiplantae; Streptophyta; Magnoliopsida; Fabales; Fabaceae.
AAAAGGUGACAUCGUUUCCUUGAUUUUCAAGAAUCUCUUUUUCUCUCCAUUCAAAGAAAAAUAUAAAAAGAAUCUUUCUUUUUUUCUUUCUCUAUUUCUUUCUCCUUCACCCUUCUCCAAAUCAUUCAUUCUUCUUCCACGCUUCCGACCCAGUUUGAGUGAUUAUGGCGUCGAAACGAAUCUUGAAGGAGCUCAAGGAUUUGCAGAAGGACCCUCCAACUUCAUGCAGUGCAGGUCCUGUGGCUGAGGACAUGUUCCACUGGCAAGCCACAAUCAUGGGACCGGCUGAUAGCCCAUAUACUGGUGGUGUGUUCCUGGUAUCAAUUCAUUUUCCUCCUGACUAUCCCUUCAAGCCACCAAAGGUUGCUUUUAGGACCAAGGUGUUCCACCCAAACAUCAACAGUAAUGGCAGUAUAUGUCUCGACAUUCUGAAGGAACAGUGGAGCCCAGCUUUAACCAUUUCCAAGGUCCUUUUGUCAAUUUGCUCGUUGUUGACAGACCCCAACCCCGAUGAUCCACUUGUUCCUGAAAUUGCACACAUGUACAAGACCGACAGGGCCAAGUAUGAAGCCACAGCUCGCAGCUGGACACAGAAGUAUGCCAUGGGAUGAUCAUGUUUGCCCUAGCUGUUCAAUAAGAGCAGCCAUGUCAUAAUUUAUGUAAAAGAGCAAAAUAUAUUUUGAAUGAAUUUUAAUGCCAUCUUUAUUGUUUAGUGGAACUUGAAGCUGGUAAGGGACCCACCCAUUUAUCAAUUGUGAAUAUUGCAUUGUAAGACACUUGUUAUUGAGGAAACUGUAAUGUUGUGCAAUCUUUGUGCUUGUUGACCUGGUAUUCCUAGCUAGGAAAUAUCUUAUUAUUUGGAUUGUGUUGUAGAUCUUGGUCGUUGAUGAAAGAUUAGACGACUUGUAUUUUGAUAUACAUUUUGAAGUUGA